Molecule: messenger RNA, 3912 nt
Organism: Babesia bigemina
Lineage: Eukaryota; Apicomplexa; Aconoidasida; Piroplasmida; Babesiidae
Product: beta-lactamase family protein, putative
Exons: 1
Coding region: 1-3912 (1303 amino acids)
Source: RefSeq, a predicted model, not a curated record
AUGUCGAGAAUGGAGAGCGUGAGGCAGGAGCCUGAGGACUCUGGCAGGUCCUCCCUGCAGCGGUCCAUGGACGUGUUCUGGGCGGUGUCGAACCUGAGCAUGGAGUGGAACAAGAAGCUGCUCAUGGGCUCGUUCGUGACUUCGGACAAGAAGGACCGCUACUGGAAGGAGAGCCACCGCGCGAUGGCGCAGCUGAUCGUGGACAGCAUCAAGAACCUCAAGGGGUGCUGGGUCAAGGUCGGGCAGAUCCUCAGCACCAAGCCCGGCAUGCUUCCGCGGUGCUACGUCGAGGCGCUAUCGCAGCUGCAGGACCGCAUGGGCCACAGCGACUUCGCUGAGAUCAUCGACACGCUGGAGGAGGAGGUCGGUUACAUGGACGACAUCUUCAAGAACUUCGACUCGAUCCCCCUGGCGAGCGCGUCGAUAGCGCAGGUGCACAAGGCCAUGCUGCACGACGGGAACGUGGUGGCGAUAAAGGUGCAGCACCGGUGCAGCGAGCAGAACCUGCGCAACGACCUUGAGAUUUUGAAGAUGAUCCUGUGGGUGGCGCAGAGCAUGGGCCAGUACAAGCGCAUGUUCGCUUCGAUCGACGACUACACGUCCGCGGCCAUGCAGGAGAUCGAUUUCAUGAUCGAGGCGGAGAGCUGCCGGCUCGCCCGCGUGGACGCCGAGUUGUCCGGGAUCCCCAUCGUGGUGCCACGCGUCUUCGAAAAGUACUGCUCGAAGCGCGUGAUCACCAUGGAGUUCUUCGAGCUCUACAAGAUGACCGACGUCAAGUUCUUCCGGGACAACAACAUCGACGCUUCGGGUAUCGUGUACGACGUGCAGGACUUCGCCAUCUACCAGAUCCUGUCGUCCGGCCGGUUCCACGGCGACCCGCACCCCGGCAACCUGCUGCUGACGCGCAGCAAGGUGGACGGCAAGUUCUACCCGGUGCUGCUCGACUGGGGCAUGACCCAGUCGCUGACGACCAAGCAGCGCGUUGGGCUGUGCCACCUCACCUACGCGCUGUGCAUCGGCGACACGAUAGGGUGCUUCACGGGUUUCGUGGAGGCGGGGUUCGACAUGACCGCCCGUAAGGACUUCAGCUACGAGCGUUUCCUGGAGUCGCUGCUCAAGAUCUUCUCGUCCGACUUCAGCAAGGUCAUGGACUACUGCGCGGAGGACGGUUCCAUGAACCUCACCUCCGAGGACGACACCCCCGGGGAGUGGCACUACAUGGGGCGCAUGUUCAUCAAGGACUUCGUCAUCAACGCGCCGAACUUCUUCCCGAUCCUGCUGAAGGUCGUCUCGGAGUACCGCAACUACGCGAUCAUGCUGAACGUGCGGCUGCCGUUCCUGCAGAUCCUGUACAAGAACAGCGGCAACGCGCUCUACAACGUGUACUACACGCCGCUGCUGCACCUGAUGCUGAGCGAGUCCAACAAGGCCAAGUUCAUCCGCAAGGCCCGGCGCGUGAAGCAGGUGCUCUCCGCCGACUGCGUGGAGGUGACCGACGAGCAGAUCGUGACGAAGGUGCUCAUGGAAGUGUCGAGUUCGAAUAAGUCUAAGGUGCGGCUUUCGGAGCCCAUCAGCUUCCGGAAGCCCCGCGGCCUGCUGGAGGCCAAGGUGUCGGCGUUCCUGUCGCACAUCGCGAAAGACAGCAGCCUGCUGGUGGCGGCGCAGGUCUGCGUGAUGCGCAACGGCGUGGUCGAGGUCGACUUGGCGCACGGUUCGAUGGGCAAGUACGAGUGCAGACCCGUCAAGUCGGUCGCGCUCUUCCAGGUCAGCCACAUGAUGAACGGCCUGAUAGCCACCGCCGUGCUGAACCUCACGACGCACUACGACGUGUCGCUCGACGACCCCAUCAGCAAGCACUGGCCCGAAUUCGGCCAGAACGACAAGGAGCACAUCACCAUCAGGGAGAUGCUGAACCACUCCUCCGGGCUGGUGAUGCCGUACCCCAACAUCCUCCUGGUGGACAACCUGGACUACGAGACCAUGAUAAAGGAGAUCCAGCAGACUAACCUGCACAAGGAGGCCAUUGGCAUGACCAACUACGGUUACCUCUACUUCGGGUGGAUCAUGGCCGAGCUCGUUCGCCGCGUCACCGGCAAGAGCAUCGAGGAGUACAUCCUCGACCUUGCGCGCGACGUCAGCGUGCCGCUGGGCCAGCUGGUCUUCCCGUCGCUGCAGAUAAACUGGGACGUGCACGCCCCAGAGGCGCCGGUCAACGACGGGUCCUACGAGGUGGUGCACUUGGAUCCGGCGUCCGCCAUGGACCUCGAUGAGCAGAUGAUCGACAUCCCUCUGGGGUCGCCCGGCUGCCAUGAAUCGUCGGAGGAUAGCACGCCGGCGUUCUGCAAGUCGCCCGCGGUCGCGCUUGACGCGGUGUCGCCGCUGGCGGGCAGUAUGCAGGCCGCACCCGCGAUAAAGUCUGACAUCAACCUGAACGAUUCCGUUGGAAGCGCGUCGAAACUCAUGGUGCCAGACCCGCACCAAGCCUAUGGCGACGGCGGCAGCGCGGCCGCCGACAAGCGCACUUCUGCGCAGGAUACCACGACGACACUGUUUGUCGACAUCGAAUCGUCCGACACGCGUCUGCAGUCGUCCGCGGAGCUGUCGAAAUUCACGUCCGAGGAGGUGAUGGGCACCAUAGUCGCCGACGGGAAGGAGAUCCCGAUGAGCAAGUUCACGAUGAUCCAGACGCAGUCGUGGGCGAACAAAAGCCUCGACUCGAGCGGCUCGCACGACAUGUUGGACCUGCUCCCUCCGGACGUCACGCAGGGCAGUUCGCCCGACAACGAGUUGGCGAAUCCGCAGGGGGACGUGGAGUGCGUGGGCCUCGAGGCGACGGUCGACAUCAACGAGGUGCUGAUGAGCAAGGACGAGUUCCUAGCUCUGCCGCAGAAGUCGGACGCGCUGCCCACCGCGGAGCAGAACAUCAACAACGCCAAGGCGAUAAAGCGGUCGAAGCGGCGGCGCUGCGUUGGACGCAUGCUGCUGCGUCUCGGCGCGGUCGCGCGUGAGGCUGUGGAAACCGCGGCGCCGCAACGCCGCUGCUGGUGCACGCUGACGGCCGACAGCGAUGAGCUGACGUACCACCGCUGCUUCUACCCGUCCAGCCGGUGCCCCGUGCAGACCCGGUUCGUCCGGCACCACCGCACGCCGUUCAUGCGUCUGGAGGAGCUGGACGUGGCGGAGACGGAGAAGAUGUUCAACCAAAACAUUGCGGAGGGCACGAACGGGCGCUACGACCCCGUGCUGGUGUCCGAUAACGACGUGGUCACCGACGACGAGGAGCUCAGCGAGUUGGACCUCAUGGAGGAGGACCAGCGGCUGAGCCGUCUGCGUCUCCGGAAGUUCAUCAUGAAGCGUAACCCCGUCCAGCGCGUGUUCCACCACAGCAACUACGACGUGAUCAACUACCGGUGCAUCAUCACCGACCCGAUGAGCCUGGAGUACGAGUCCAUCUACCAGAAGUCGGUGCCGGGUCUGAACGGGCGCGCGAGCGCCGUGGCCCUCAGCCGCUUCUACCAGGCCGUGCUGGACGGCACGCUAGUGGACCGGCGUCUGCUCGCGGAGGCCGAGCGCACUGUGGCGGUGGACCGCAGCGUCAUCACGAAGGUGAUGACCGCGAUGUACACCCCCGCCUGGGGCCUGGGCUACCAGCGCUUCCACCUGCGUCGGCAGGGCUCCGGGGAGGAGCUGAUCGGCCUGGGCGCCGUCGACGUGUCAGGCUCGCUGACGCUGAUGGUGCCUAAGCUGAAGCUGGUGGUCACGAUGCUGUUUUCGUCCACGCGUAGCGUGGCGGUGUCGCACGUGCUGCUGUCGCUGGUGCUCGGCCACUACGGCCUGGAGCUUGCGCACGCUAACCUCAACGUUGGCGACCCCACGUCACUGUAUAGACUGUUGGCGACAAUUAAGAUUUAA